AUGGCGACAAUGGAUGCAACCCCGGGAAGUAGCCCCGCGGCUUUAACUGAAGCCGGAUCCAGUCCAGCAAUGAGGAAAUCACUCUCACCAAAUAAGACACCCUUAUCAUCUCCCUCAGCGUCGGGUAGCACAGCUUCUCAGCCUACACAGACAGCUUUUCUUUCCGCGCCUACAACCCAAAAGGCACAAGGAGCCAAGCGAAAGCCGUCAACUAUCGAAGAGAAGCUCAAUGCCACUAAGCGACAGAAAUUAGGAACCAAAGCACCAGAAAAGCUCGAAAAGGAAGGGACUAAAGGUGCUGAGAAAGCUAAGAAAGAAAAGGAGGCUGAGGAGAAGCGGCAAGCGAAAGAAGCGAAGGCGGCCGAGAAGGCCAAGAAAGAAGCCGAAGCGGCUGAGAAACGUCAGAAGAAGGAGGCCGAGGCCGCUGAAAAGGCUAAGAAGAAGGCUGCUGACGAGGCAGCUAAAGCAGCAAAGGCUGCUGAGAAGGAGAAAAAAGAUGCGGCUAAAGAAGCUGCCAAGCGCAAACAGGAAGAAGCGAAAGGGCGACAGCAAAGCAUGCUGGCGGUUUUCGUCCAGCGAGCUCUCAAUGCGCCCCCGAAGAAGACUACCGAGCAAAUCACGAAACCUUCUACGGAAUCCGAUGCCGCCACUGGCUCACCGAAAGCCAAAUCUAAGUUGGAGAAGUCGCCGUACGACCGAGUAUUCCAGCCCUUCUUCGUUAAGCCCGACGUCAUGCUAGCUCCACAGCCGUUUGAAAUGGACGAUGAGACCAAAGAUGCCAAAUCUAGAAUUCUGGACCAGUACAUUCGUGGCGAACGAGGCGAAUUCAACCCCAAGCCGUUCAAUCCAACAGAAACCUUCAACUUGGCAUUCACGCGGAAGCGUGGUAUUAUCCCGCCCAGCGUAAAGAGCAUCAUGGAAACUAUACACAGCGAGGCUGAGCAGGCAGGCACAAAAACAGAGUCACAGACCAAAAAACUGGCCGAAAACGCGCAAGAACGACUCAAUGCUAUCGCAACUAAAUACCUAUCUUUCUACGAAGACGUCAGACCACCGUAUUUCGGAACCGUCACUACGCCUAUUGGGGCCACGAAACUCCGCUUCAUAUCCCGUAGACCCGUCGGAAAAGCCCUCCCACUGAAUUACGACUACGAUUCUGAAGCGGAAUGGGUGGAAGACGACGGUGAAGACCUAGAUGAUGAAGAUGACGAUGACGAUUCUCAUGAUGGCGAUGGAGAAAUGGAGGACUUCCUUGACGAUUCUGAGGAUCAGCCUACUACGACCCGGCCAACUUUCCUUGGUGAAAAAGAGCCGGUUAGCACUGGUAUUUGUUUUGAGGAUCAAACGAGACUUGGCCCUUGUUCUACCACAUACAAAUAUCAACUUGAGUUCCUACUAGAUACACUUGACCAACACUCAGGAAUUGAUCCCUUCUCAACUUCCUACUGGCCAGCUCCUGCGAAGAAAGCCACAGCGAAGAGUGCAGUUACAUCUACGACAGCCGCUUCGACGGCUAUGCCUCCGCCUGACGUGCCCACAAGCGCCCCAACGCUUACUUCCGGUACAGGUAGUUCUCCUCCAGCAUUAGAGAACCAAAAUGUAGUUCCGAAGGACGUCUUUGAUGAGUUCAGACAAGCUAUCAUCAGCAAUGAGCUCAAAGAGUUUACCAAGGGAACGAUCAUAGAGAUGUUGACGAAGAAGUUCCCCAGCUGUACGAAGGCACAGGUGAAAGCGACAUUGGACAAAGUCGCCCACCGUGUUAGUGUCCCCGGUGCAAAGAAGAAUGUCAAGCAAUGGGCACUUCUACCAGCAUAUGCCUUGUGA
Messenger RNA from Daldinia childiae, 1824 nucleotides. RefSeq lists its product as uncharacterized. The coding region runs from base 1 to 1824 and encodes 607 amino acids. The transcript has 2 exons. Gene Ontology annotation, cellular component: CAF-1 complex; nucleus. NCBI's taxonomy places the organism in Eukaryota, Fungi, Ascomycota, Sordariomycetes, Xylariales, Hypoxylaceae. Gene Ontology annotation, biological process: nucleosome assembly. The record is from RefSeq and is a predicted model, not a curated record.